Molecule: messenger RNA, 698 nt
Organism: Trematomus bernacchii (emerald rockcod)
Lineage: Eukaryota; Metazoa; Chordata; Actinopteri; Perciformes; Nototheniidae
Product: NLR family CARD domain-containing protein 3-like
Exons: 3
Coding region: 27-698 (223 amino acids)
Source: RefSeq, a predicted model, not a curated record
UUCAGGAGUUUCUGGCUGCAGUCUACAUGUUGCACUGUCACACCAACAGAGACACAGCGGUACUGAAGGACUUCCUGAAGAGAGACUUUAACAACAGGUUUAGAAGAGAUCAGGAUUACCCAUCCCUGGAUGUCUUCCUGAAGGGAGCCAUGGAGAAAUCCCUCCAAAGUGAAAAUGGCCACCUGGACCUGUUUGUCCGCUUUCUCCACGGCCUCUCUCUGGAGUCCAACCAGAGACUGUUAGGAGGCCUGCUGGGUCGCACAGACAACAGACCAGAAACCAUCCAGAGAGCCAUCAGCAACCUGAAGAAGAUGAGAGGUUAUUCAAUCUCUCCUGAUAGGAGCAUCAACAUCUUCCACUGUCUGACAGAGAUGAAGGACCACUCAAUACAUCAGGAGAUCACAGAGUUCCUGAAGUCAGAGAACAGAGCAGAGAAGGAACUCUCUGAUAUCCACUGCUCUGCUCUGGCCUACAUGCUGCAGAUGUCAGAGGAGGUUCUGGAUGAGUUGGACCUGAAUCAGUACAAAACAUCACUGGAGGGACGACGGAGACUGAUUCCAGCUGUGAGGAACUGCAGGAAGGCUGUACUUACUGGCUGUGAACUCUCAGAGACUCACUGUGAAGUCGUGGCCUCAGCUUUGAAGUCUGACCCCUCCCAUCUGAGAGAUCUGAACCUGAGUGGCAGCUCUCUGUACUAA